UCUUCAUUUCCAUAGAUCUAGGUUUGGGAUUUGCUUGUAGAACCCACAAAUUUUAGGAAAAAUUGAAACGAUCCCCACAAAUUCUUACCCCAACUCACAUUUAGGUUUUAGCCGAGGUCUUUAAAAACUGUUACAAAACACUUUCUUCCGAAAUCCUACACCUUUUCCUCAAGCCGACAACAUGGGUAUGUGGAAGCAUAGGGUAGAUACCCCAACCAAGUUAGAACACUUUAGGCAGGAGUUCGACAUCCCAGCCGACGUUCAUCUGAGGUUGGCUGGGAAGGAUGACUCCAUCAUGCCCGAGGUGAACCUCAUGUCUUUUCCAGUAGUGGCCUUUAUCGAGUGUGGACUUAGGUUUCCACAUGACAACUUUUUCGAGAAGUCCUUCAUUACUAUAAAUUGAACCCAAUGCAACUUGCCAUCAAUUCUUACCGAGUUAUUAACGGUACAAUAGCCUUAGCCAAACAAGAGAAUGCUAGGGUUACUCUUGCCGAUUUCCAGUACUAUUAUACUAUGUGUCGCCUGAAAUCGGAAAAAGGCCACAUCUAUUACCUCAAGCCGAGGUCCACUGAGUACAAGCUCAUUGCCGACCUCCCAGACUCAAACAAAGGUACUGGAGACGAUUACUUCAUCGUCUCGGGCAAUUGGGAGUUUCAGCCCAACGAUGACCUCCACCUUUAUUCCUUAAGCCGAACAGUUUUUGGGGAAGGAGAUGUUCUUCCUCAUCCACCAAAGGGCUUUCGCCAGUCUUUCUUCCCCAGCAAGGACUUGAAGAAGCUAUUGGAUUUGCCAGUCCACAAGCGUAGAGCUCCCCUGCUGUUCAAUUUCAUUCCUACCUACAAGUCGGUUCUUCCCGACAUUCCAAAGAAGAAAAAGAAGAAGAGUCAAUCUCCUCCGUCCGCCACUACUCCUUCCAUUACUUCAACAUCUCGGCCAGAUCAAGGGUCAACCUCAAAUCCAACAGAGCAGUCGUCCACCUCAGCUCCACAACUGAUCCCACCAUCUCAACGCCGACGACGACGACGAACUGUUUUUGCUGUUAAGAUGGGCCGCCAGAAAGCAGUUGUUAUAGACCUCCUAGCCAGCAUCCCUGCCGACGUUGACGUUCAACCAGCACAAACCCAGCCUCAACCAAAGCAAAAGCAAAAAAGACUCAAGAAGGCUCAGCGAAAGGUAACGGUGACUCAGAUCGACGACAUCAACGUCGGUGUUGCCUUUACUACAGCCUUGCUCCUCCCUAGGGAUCUCGACCGCAAUGCCGAGAUGACUGAGUAUGAAAACUUUGCCUUGAUGCUGCAGCAUUCUGCUAAAGCAAUCCAGCACGCCCACACCUUCUCAAUGCAAUCUUUUGAGACAAGGAAGGCGUUGGCCGUCAAGACUAGGGAAGUUGCUAGUCUGCAGAAGGCCAGCAAAAGGGCCGAGGCAAAAAUGAAGACUUUGGAAGAUCAGGGCGAGGCUGUUAUCAAAGCUAAGGAUGACGCUGAAGAAAAAGCAGAUGCCGCUGAGGCCAUCAAGAAGGUUCUCGAGGCCGAAAAGAGAGAGGCUGAGGAAAAGAUGACCCAGGCCCAGAAAGAACUUCAAGAUGCCUUGGCCACAAAAGAGGUCGAAAUCAAGGGCGCAGACGGAAAGGCAUACGCUGAGAGGGUGGCCAAUGUCACGGCAGACUACGAGCGUCAGGUGAAGCAGGCAUGCAACAAGGGUUUCACCCUUGGUUGGAUGACUUUACUGAAAAAGCUUGAAGUCCUCGAGGACUCCCCCCUCAGGAACACCGACGUCCUUGCCCUACCAUUCCCUCCAACUCCAAGCCAAUCUGACGAUAAUUCUGAGUAUGAGGAGGAAGCUUUGGGUGAGGAGGUUCCCAAAGACGUUACUCCUGAGAAGGCAACGUUGGAAGCGUCUAUAGCUGAUAAGAGCCUUGAGCAAACCCUCCAAGAAAUAGAUGCUGAGCUUGCGGCUGAAAAGGCAGCCGACAUGUCUUCUCAGCAGUUUUCCGAGCUCCAGACCCAACUUGCUAGUGGUGCUGAAGAAUCUUAG
Messenger RNA from Camellia sinensis, 2034 nucleotides. NCBI's taxonomy places the organism in Eukaryota, Viridiplantae, Streptophyta, Magnoliopsida, Ericales, Theaceae. The record is from RefSeq and is a predicted model, not a curated record.